Molecule: messenger RNA, 2076 nt
Organism: Orycteropus afer afer
Lineage: Eukaryota; Metazoa; Chordata; Mammalia; Tubulidentata; Orycteropodidae
Gene: EPB42
Product: erythrocyte membrane protein band 4.2
Exons: 13
Coding region: 1-2076 (691 amino acids)
Biological process (GO): peptide cross-linking
Molecular function (GO): protein-glutamine gamma-glutamyltransferase activity
Source: RefSeq, a predicted model, not a curated record
AUGGGACAGGCCCUGAGUAUCAAAAGGUGUGACUUCCAGGCAGCAAGAAACAAUGAAGAGCACCACACCAAGGCCAUUAGCUCCCGUCGCCUAAUUGUAAGGAGGGGGCAGCCCUUCAUCAUCAUCCUGCAUUUCCAUGCUCCAGUCCAUGCAUUUCUGCCUACCCUGAAGAAGGUGGCCCUCAUUGCACAAACUGGAGAGGAGCCUUCCAAGGCCAACAGGACCCAAGUCACAUUCCCCAUUACCAGUCUGGGUGACCGAAAGUGGUGGAGUGCAGUAGUAGAGGAGGAAGAUGCCCAGUCCUGGACUAUCUCUGUGACAACGCCUGUGGAUGCCAUUAUUGGCCACUAUUCACUCCUGCUGCAGGUCUCAGGCAGGACCCGACACUCCCUGGGCCAGUUCACACUGCUCUUUAAUCCCUGGAGUCGAGAGGAUGCUGUAUUUCUGGAGAAUGAGGCUCAACGCAGGGAGUAUUUGUUGAACCAGAAUGGCCUCAUCUACGUGGGUACAGCUGACUGCAUCGAGACGGAGCCCUGGAACUUUGGCCAGUUUGAGGGGGAUGUCAUCAAUCUCAGCUUAAGCUUGCUGGGCAUGGACAAGCAGAUGGAAGAGUGGAACAACCCCAUGCAUGUGGCCCGGGUACUGGGUGCCUUGCUACAUGCUCUCAUGGAGAAGAGUGUCCUGCCCACCCUGCAGACUCAGGUCACCCAGGAAAGGGAGUUGCUGACCAAGCACCGGGGCAGUGUACCCAUCCUCCAGCAGUGGCUCACAGGCCAAGGGCAACCUGUGUAUGAAGGUCAGGCCUGGAUGUUUGCUGCUGUGGCUUGCACAGUGCUGCGCUGCCUGGGAAUCCCUGCCCGCGUCGUUACCACAUUUGGCUCAGCCCAGGGCACUGGCGGGGAACUGCUUGUAGAUGAGUUCUACAAUGAGGAGGGGCUUCAGAACGGAGAAGGCCAGAGAGGCAGAAUCUGGAUCUUCCAGACUUCUACAGAGUGCUGGAUGGCCCGGCCUGCUCUGCCCCAAGGUUAUGGUGGAUGGCAGAUUCUAUACCCAAGGCUUCCUAAAGGAGGAAGAGUUCUGGAGGCCUGUGACCUGGUCCCAGUCAGAGCAGUCAAGGAGGGGACACUGAAGCUGACUCCUGCAGUUUCAGACCUUUUUGCUGCUGUGAACGCCAUCUGUGUGGUCUGGAAGUACCGUGACGAUGGGACACUGGAGCUGACUGGCUCCAACACCAAGUAUGUUGGCAACAACAUCAGCACCAAGGGUGUGGGCAGUGACCACUGUGAGGACAUCACUCAGAACUACAAGUAUCCUGAAGGAUCUCCUCAAGAAAAAGAGGUGCUGGAGAAAGUCCAGAAAGAGAGAAUGGAACACGGGAAAGGCAACAGCAUCCAUCUUCCCAGUCUUGAGAUUGCAGAUCCUUUGUACCUGUUUUUGGAAGCACCCAGCUCCCUGCCUCUGCGAAGGGAUGCCCAGCUCUCUGUGACCCUGGUUAACCCUACUGACCAGGAGAAGAGAGUACAGCUCACAAUUGGGGUCCAGGCAGUGUACUACAAUGGUCUCCUUGCUGCCAAGCUCUGGAGGGAGAAGCUGCACCUCACACUCAGCGCCAACCUGGUUAGGAGAAUAACCACCAGCCUGUCCUUCUCCUAUUUUGAGCAAAACCCACCUGAGAACACCUUCCUCAGACUGACUGCCAUGGCAACACACUUGGAGUCCGGACUCACCUGCUUUGCUCAGGAAGACAUCGCCAUUAGCCGACCAUGCCUCACGAUCCAGAUGCCAGAGACAGCAGAGCAAUAUCAACCUUUUAAGGCCUCGGUCAGCAUCCAUAACUCCCUAGAUGUUCCCAUGAAGGACUGCGUGAUCUGCAUCCUUGGUAGGGGGCUCAUCCACAGAGAGAGGACCUAUCGGUUAAGUUCAGUGCAGCCUGGAAGCACCUUGUGCACCCAGUUCCAGUUGACACCAACACAAGUGGGGCUCCAGAGGCUCACUGUGCAAAUGGAUUGCAACAUGUUCCAGAACCUAACCAACUACAAAAGUGUUACUGUGGUAGCCCCUGAACUUUCAGCUUAA